AUGGGCUAUUCUCUGAGGGCCUUUUUGGCUCUUGCAGCGGUAGUUGCAGUUACGGAUUCGUCCGUCAACGCACUGCCUUCCACCAACUAUGUCUUGCAUGAGACCAGAAAUCCCACCGGGACAAACCAGUUCAAUAGUCACCGCCAGUGGAAGCGUGGCAGCCGCCUCGAUCCUAGCGCUAUCGUCCCUCUUCGGAUUGGUCUAGUGCAGAGCAAUAUUGAUCUUGGUUACGAGAAACUGAUGCAAGUUUCUGAUCCAUCCUCGGAAAGCUUUGGCAGUCAUCUCAGUGAGGAUGAAGUUCACGACUUGUUCGCUCCAACGGAUGAAACUUUCGACGCUGUUCAUUCGUGGUUAGUAGAAACUGGCGUCAAUGCAUCAGAUAUUCGCCAAUAUGCCAACAAAGGGUGGCUCGCUAUCGACCUACCUGUAUCCUAUAUCGAAGAUUUAUUCUUGGCACAGUAUCACGAGCACGAGAGGGAAGGCGUGGUUAAGAUUGGCUGUGAUCAGUACCACGUUCCCAAACAUCUCGCAAAGCACAUUGACUAUAUUGUGCCUGGCGUCAAGCUGUCACCACCCAUGAUCAAACGAUCCAUUGACAAAAGAGCCGAUAUAAGCGGUCAAAACUAUAGGAACGGCUGGAAGCCGAAGCAGAUGCCGGCUGAACUUUUAGCCCAGGCCAAAAAACCUGCGCCUAGCUCCCACCUGCCAGCUGAUCUGCAAGAUUGUGCUCGGAACUUCACCGCCAUCUGUUAUCGCGCUCUAUAUCAGAUUCCCGAGAUCAAUAUUCCUGUUCCCGGACAUGAGCCUGCGGUCUACGAGUCUGGUGAUACAUUUUCCCAGCAAGACAUUGACUCAUACUUCGACAAAUAUGCUCCUUAUAUUGCUAAGGGCACGCAUCCCAAAGUCUUGUCUGUUGAUGGUGGCGAAGCUCCAGUGGCCGCAAACUCCCCGUACAACACUGGUGAAUCGGACAUUGACAUCGAUAUUCUUCAGACGUUGAUCUGGCCCCAGUCGAUGGUUCUGUACCAAGUGGAUGAUCGCCUGUACACCACUGCAAACAACUAUUCUGGCUUUCUGAACACCUUUUUGGAUGCUUUGGAUGGAUCUUACUGCCACUAUUCAGCAUACGGUAUAUCGGGAGACAGCCCAGGAGUUGAUCCUUCCUAUCCAGACAACAGGCCCGGCGGUUACACCGGCCAAAAGCUGUGUGGUGCGUACAAGCCAAACAAGGUCAUUUCUAUCUCAUAUGGCGAGGGAGAGAUUGAUGUGCCCAAAAAUUACUUCCUUCGACAAUGCAAUGAGUGGCUCAAGCUAGGUUUGCAAGGAACUACUGUUCUAGUUUCAUCUGGCGAUUACGGUGCUGCGAUGCCGCCUCAUGAGGAUUCAGACAGCGGCUGCUUGUCCGGGUCAGGCCAGAACCAGACAAUCUAUAAUCCAGGUAAUCCCGUUUCGUGCCCGUACCUCACUGCUGUUGGGGCCACCCAGCUUGAGCCUGGAACAACGGUUUUGGAUGCGGAGGGUGCUAUGCAGACCAAUCUUGGCCCCGGAGCCGAGUUUUUUGCUUCUGGCGGCGGCUUUUCCAACUACUUCCCUAUCCCAAGCUACCAGAAGACAGCAGUGCAUAACUAUUUCUCCAAACACGAUCCGGGUCAUCCUUACUACAUUGCGAACAGCGAUGCAAGCAACAUUGGCGAGAAUGGAGGAAUUUAUAACCGUGCCGGCAGAGGUAUUCCUGAUAUUUCAGCUAACGGUGCGAAUUUCCGGGCAUUUAACAACCAGAGUGACGGCCAUUGGUUUGGCACAAGCUUGGCUGCACCCCUUUGGGCUUCUGUGAUUACUUUAAUUAACCAGGAACGUGCCUUGAUUGGCAAAAAAUCUGUCGGAUUCAUUAACCCAGUUUUAUAUGCACAUGCCAAUGCUCUUACCGACAUUAAGCAGGGAUCAAAUCCCAACUGUGGUUCAAGCGGCUUUACGGCUGUAGAGGGCUGGGACCCAGUUACUGGACUGGGCACUCCCAAAUAUCCAGAUUUGCUGAGGAUAUGGUUAGAACUCCCAUAA
Messenger RNA from Trichoderma asperellum CBS 433.97, 2058 nucleotides. RefSeq lists its product as uncharacterized. Lineage: Eukaryota; Fungi; Ascomycota; Sordariomycetes; Hypocreales; Hypocreaceae. The record is from RefSeq and is a predicted model, not a curated record. Gene Ontology annotation, molecular function: tripeptidyl-peptidase activity; serine-type endopeptidase activity. Gene Ontology annotation, biological process: proteolysis.